UCAACCUGUUUAUCUGAACUGGGCUGCGUCUGCACACUCACAAAGGGCAGAGCUCCGCCUGCUUUCAAUCAAUAACCUCUGGAAUUCAGAAAUACAAGUAGGUCCUCUAGUAGCGCUAGCGCAAAGCAUUCUGUGUAUUGUGGAAGCUGGGAGCCUCUGUGCCUUCCUUGCAGGUGUGGAAAAAUGGCUGAUCCGAUGUCUCCAGACUACUUCAGCUGCCCUCUCUGUGUUGGUAUGCUGAGGGAUCCUGUGGCCAUUCCCUGCGGCCACAGUUUCUGCAUGGACUGCAUCAGCAACUACUGGAACGAGGCGGACUACACGGGGAUCUACAUCUGCCCUCAGUGCCGGAUCACUUUUACCCAGAGGCCCGUGCUGCGCCCCAACACCUUGCUGACCAAAGUGGCGGAGAAGAUGAAGAAGUCGGGCCUCAACCCGACGGUUGCUGCUCCUAACAGCUACGCUGGCGCGGGCGAUGUGCCGUGUGAUUUCUGCACGGGCAAGAAGUUCAAGGCCAUCAAGUCCUGCCUGAACUGCCUGGCCUCCUAUUGCGAUAAGCAUUUGAAGCCUCACUAUGAGUCGGCCACCUUCAAGCGCCACAAGCUGGUGGACGAGCUGGGAAACUUGGACCGCAAGAUCUGUCCCCAGCACCAGAAGUCCCUGGAGCUGUUCUGUCGGACCGACCAGAUGUGCAUCUGUGCUAUCUGCACUGUCAGUGAGCACAGGGGCCACGACAUCGUCUCUGCAGAGGCUGAGAGGGGCGAGAAGCAGAAACUGCUGGGAGUUUCACAGGCAGAAAUCCGUCAGAAAUGUCAGGAAAGGAUGAAGGAACUGGACGAACUCAGAACAGCAGUGGAUUCCCUCAAAAGCUCAGCGCAGAGGGCCAUGACUGAGAGCGAGAAGCUGUUCAGUGAGAUGAUCCGGUCAAUCGAGAGGAUGCGCGCCGAGGUCACCAAGCUCAUCGGCAUCAACGAGAAGGCCGCUUUCAACCAGGCGGAGGGGCUGGUGGAGAGGCUGGAGCAGGAAAUUGAGGAGCUGAAGAAGAAAGAGUCAGGACUGAAACAACUGCACAGUACAGAGGACCAUAUACAUUUCUUACAGAACUUCAAUUAUCUCUGCACCCCUACUGAUGAUGGGGUCAUACCGCGGGUGUCACUCAACCCAGACUUCUCCUUCGGAGCUGCUCGGAAAGCGGUGGCUGAAAUUAAGGAGCGCCUGGAGGAACUGAGCAGAGAGGAACUAAUGAAGAUCUCCAAAUCAGUGAAUGAAACUCCCGUUUACACAAUGGAGAACCGGACAAGGGACAGAACCAUUAGAGCUAAAGAGAUGACCAUGGUGGAUAGUGCUCCACCUCUUGAACCAAAGAGCAGAUCUGACUUCUUGAAAUACUUCUGCCAGCUCAGAUUGGAUCCCAGUACUGCAUACAAAGAGCUCCACUUGUCUGAUGGCAACAGAAAGGUGAUCCGGACCAGAGACCUGCAGCCGUAUUCCGAGAACUCGGAGAGGUUCGACAGCUUUGCCCAGGUGCUGUGCCGGGAGGCCCUGUCAGGGGGGCGCUUCUACUGGGAAAUCGAGUGGAGCGGGGAGUUCUCCAUCGGGGUGGCCUACAAGGGGAUCAGCCGAAAAGGCAAAGGGUCCCUCUGCCUCCUGGGCUACAACGACAAGUCCUGGAGCCUGCUCUGCUCCGACUCCGGCUACUCGGCCUGGCACAACAGAGUGGACAAGGCCAUAAACGCUCCCCACUCCCCUAGGAUAGGAGUCUAUUUAGAUCACACCGCUGGGAUCCUGUCCUUCUACAGCAUUGGGGAGACUAUGACCCUCCUGCAUAAGUUUGAGACAACGUUUAAGGAGUCACUAUACCCCGGCUUUGGAGUGGGCACCUCCGUUAAGAUUUGCCAACUGAAAUGAUCGGCCUACAUUGUACCACAUGGCUCCUUUUAACUUUUUUGGAUUGCAUUUGUUUUCACAUUUGUUUUUUUAAAUUGUGAAUUUAUGUACCCAUAUGCUCUGUUAAAGAAGGCUUUGUUUCAGUAUUUUUCAUAAUUUUCCUUCAACUGUCAUCUUAUUGUCAAUACCUAAAUAUUGAAGUGUAUUUUGUAAGAUGUUCUUGACAUGCAUGUUAAAAAUUAUACAUUCCUUUAAUCUAUUUAUGAUCCAGCGCACACUUUUCUUUUUUCACUUAAGUACUAUUUUUUUAUGUUCAACCAUACCAUAUAUAAUUAAGGGAAAUGUAAUACCAGCACAACAGUAACACAGUGAUUAUUGCUUUUUUGUUGAAACAGAGCAAUAUUUUAAAUAAACUUUUCAAGAUUUAAAA
Messenger RNA from Anguilla anguilla (European eel), 2314 nucleotides. RefSeq names its product finTRIM family, member 82 (gene ftr82). NCBI's taxonomy places the organism in Eukaryota, Metazoa, Chordata, Actinopteri, Anguilliformes, Anguillidae. The record is from RefSeq and is a predicted model, not a curated record. The transcript is spliced from 8 exons. Bases 184 to 1905 code for a protein of 573 amino acids. Gene Ontology annotation, molecular function: zinc ion binding; protein binding.